AUGGCCGGCGCGCAGGAGUCCCUCUCCCUGGUGGGCACGAUGCGCGGCCACAACGGUGAGUCCGUGCUGGUGUGGGACCUGCAAAACCCGGUCCACUCCACCCCGGAAUCCGGCGCCACCGCCGACUACGGCGUCCCCUUCCGCCGCCUCACCGGCCACUCCCACUUCGUCCAGGACGUCGUCCUCAGCUCCGACGGCCAGUUCGCCCUCUCCGGCUCCUGGGACGGCGAGCUCCGCCUCUGGGACCUCUCCACCGGCGUCACCACCCGCCGCUUCGUCGGCCACGAGAAGGACGUCAUCUCCGUCGCCUUCUCCGUCGACAACCGCCAGAUCGUCUCCGCGUCCCGCGACAAGACCAUCAAGCUCUGGAACACCCUCGGUGAGUGCAAGUACACCAUUGGCGGCGACCUCGGCGGCGGCGAGGGCCACAACGGGUGGGUCUCUUGCGUCAGGUUCUCCCCCAACACCUUCCAGCCCACCAUUGUCUCCGGAUCCUGGGACCGCACUGUCAAGGUCUGGAACCUUACCAACUGCAAGCUGCGCUGCACUCUGGAUGGCCACGGCGGCUAUGUUAACGCCGUCGCCAGGCUGUACUCGCUGGACGCGGGCUCCAUCAUCCACUCCCUCUGCUUCUCGCCCAACCGCUACUGGCUCUGCGCUGCGACGCAGGACUCUGUCAAGAUCUGGGACCUUGAGUCGAAGCACGUUGUGCAGGACCUCAAGCCCGACAUCCAGAUCUCCAAGAACCAGAUCCUGUACUGCACAAGCUUGAGCUGGAGCGCAGAUGGAAGCACCCUCUACACUGGCUACACCGAUGGGUCUAUCAGGGUUUGGAAGAUCUCUGGGUAUGGCUACGCCGGCUAG
This is a messenger RNA of Miscanthus lutarioriparius, 864 nucleotides long. The record is from the annotation of a GenBank genome assembly. NCBI's taxonomy places the organism in Eukaryota, Viridiplantae, Streptophyta, Magnoliopsida, Poales, Poaceae.